Messenger RNA from Macrobrachium nipponense, 4716 nucleotides. Its product is annotated as facilitated trehalose transporter Tret1-like. Gene Ontology annotation, cellular component: membrane. Gene Ontology annotation, biological process: transmembrane transport; carbohydrate transport. Lineage: Eukaryota; Metazoa; Arthropoda; Malacostraca; Decapoda; Palaemonidae. Gene Ontology annotation, molecular function: sugar transmembrane transporter activity. The record is from RefSeq and is a predicted model, not a curated record. The transcript has 6 exons. Bases 332 to 2179 code for a protein of 615 amino acids.
CACCGCGCCCAGUCUAGAUCUGACCUAGCAGCUGUUCGUGUAGGCUGUCGCGUCAUUUCCACUCGCGCCUCUUCACUGAGCAUCUUUUCCUCAUCUUAGUGGCGACAUUUUACACACGGUUUUAUCAAUCACUUUGCGUUUUACAAGUCUGAAGUCUUCUCAGUGGAUCGUACUUGUCAAUAACUCGAUUCCGCAAUUCUCUUGCGGAUAAUUUGCUCUUAUAUUUUUACCCUUACCGAGAAUGGGCAUAGAUACCUGAAUAUUUGCGGUGCGUUUUGAUAUUUUUUAUUUCAAACUGAAGUGUUUCAACUGAAGACGUCAACGGGCGAAAAUGCCUCCCGUAGAACAAGAUAAGGAUGGCCAACAUGUGGCCUUCCAGGACAAGGACUCCACAGAGGUUGAAAUAGAAGAGGAGGAGGAGGCAGCCGAAGAGGUAGCGCCAUUGGCAUCUCCAGCAUCCUUACAGGGUCCUGAAGAGAAUGGCGCUGUCGGCCUCGAAAACAACGAUGAAAAGAGAGAUAAGUUUCCCCUAUACGAUGAGCGCCACAUGCGAUUCUCCACGGUGUCGGCACCGAUGCUGACCUCCCGCCCGUCCUUCGGAGGGUUGAGUUCCAGGCCUUCCAUGGCAUCCUUGAGAUCGACAAUUUCCAGGGUGAACAGCGAACUGUACCCUGAAAGAGGGUCGUUCAUUGCCAUGAGCCUGGGUCAAUCCUUAGCCGAGCUGCCCGAGCUGGCUCGCAAAAUGUAUAUAAUAACUCAGGUGUUAGCGGCCGUGUCUGUCUCAAUCGGAUCCAUGGCAGUUGGUUUCAGCGCUGGGUACACGUCUCCAGCUUUGGCCUCAAUGGCUAGCGACAACGCAACCUUCUCUGUCACAGAGGAGGAGAAAUCCUGGAUUGGGUCACUCAUGCCCCUCAGUGCUCUCACUGGCAGUAUUAUUGGCGGGUAUUUCAUAGAUGCACUAGGAAGGAAAAUGGUAAUCUUACUGUGUGGACCGCCAUUCAUUCUAGCUUGGUUGUUGAUUGGCUCUGCUGUGAACAUCUGGAUGAUCUACGUUGGUCGGGCCAUAGGAGGCUUCUGUAUCGGUCUCUUGACUCUCACUCUUCCUGUCUACUUAGGAGAAACCAUACAACCUGAAAUAAGAGGAAUAUUAGGUCUUCUUCCAACUACUAUUGGCAAUGCAGGUAUCUUGAUAUGUUACCUUGUCGGUUCCUACGUGAACUGGUGGUGGCUGGCAUAUGUGGGUGCAAUUAUUCCUGUAGUCUUCACUGCUUUGAUGUGUUUUGUACCUGAAACCCCAAGAUGGUACAUCUCCAAAGAUCGAGUGGAUGAUGCAGAGAGAUCUCUUCAGUGGUUGCGUGGCUCAGCUGCUGAUGUAGAGUUCGAACUAGGCGCCAUCCAAGAAAAUUACGAACUAGCAAAACAGGAGUCUUCUUCGUUCAAGGACAUCCUGAACAAACAAUACGCACGUCCGUUUCUUCUUUCCAUGGGCCUCAUGCUCUUCCAGCAACUCUCCGGCAUUAAUGCCGUCAUCUUCUACACAGUGGACAUCUUUGAAAUGUCAGGGUCGUCCAUCAGCGGCCACCUUUCUACCAUCAUUGUUGGAGUCGUCAAUCUGCUGUCAACAUUUGUGGCUAACUCUGUCAUUGACAAACUUGGUAGGAAGAUCUUACUGUAUGCUUCCAGUGGAUUGAUGGUCGUGUCCCUCGUGUCCCUAGGGUCAUUCUUCUAUAUUAAGUCCUAUGCUGAAAACUUCCCUUCUACAGAGGAAGGUUACGCUGAGUGGCAAGAAUCAGUUGCGAAUCUAUCAUGGCUCCCUCUGGUGAGUUUCAUGGUAUAUGUGAUAGCCUUCUCCUUGGGCUGGGGGCCGAUUCCUUGGCUCUUCAUGGGAGAAGCCCUGCCUGCCAAGAUUAGAGGUCCCGCAGCAUCAGUGGUUACAGCUUUGAACUGGUCUUGCACGUUUAUCAUCACCAAGACCUUCCCAGGCCUUCUUAAAGCUAUCGGGCCCUCCAGUGUAUUCUUCAUGUUCACUGGUAUAAUGAUACUGGGUUCCCUGUACUCAAUCUUCUUUGUACCGGAAACUCGCGGCAAGACUCUUGAAGAAAUUGAGGAAGAGCUGUCUGGAAGGAAGAUGAGGAGGAACAGAAAAAUUAGCACAACUUCGGGACUAUUCAUGAAGUAAAGAUUCGAUCCCUGUCCCCAGUGUGUUUAUUUGAGUUCAGUGAAGAUGCUGGUGAUGCCUGGCCCUUGAUUGCAUCACUCAGCAGACCUUCAUCAGUCACUAUCUAAGGGAUUUAAUUCAGAAAUCAGUCUUUGACGAUGAUGGCACUUACUGCCGUUUCUGUAAAUCAUCUGAAGGUCUUGCUACCGUUUAUUGCUAGCUUUCCGCACCCUGGUGCUAGCUACCGACUCUACAAAAGACUUCCUACGAUAGCAAACUGAAUCUUAAAGUGUGAGUUAAUCUAAUAAAUUACAUGCCAUAAAGAAAGUCUCACAAGGCUAAAACAAAUGAAUUUUUCAAGGAACCGGACAUUUGAAGCAAAGACAUUUACUUGAAUUUAGCAUCCCUGAGGUGACAGAAACUCUUCAGUUGUGUUGCGAGUACUGGCAUCGAAGAACCAGUGUGGUAACAACCCCUAGUGAAUUCCGUUCUCAUCAUUCAAAAAAGACACUUGCAACUAGCAAUUAUGACGUUCUUGUAAGGUGACUUUUUUUUAAUCUUUGGGCGAAACUAGUGUCAGUGACAGUUCGUAGAAGAAAAAAUCUUGUGUGUGUUUAUGUUUUUAUAAUAAGCGCAGUUAGACUAAAAUGCCCAAUUCUCAUGAAGGGGACGGGUGGGUCAACUGCACACCCUGAUAUAAAGCAGUCAAAUCAUUCAAGUUUACCUACUAAAGUGCCACAAAUUUAUGAAAAUACAUUCCAUUUUAAUUACAUGAGAGCUGACCUCAAGAAAAGUUUAAUAUUUAGUGUAAUAAAACAAUUGGUCGAAUUAAAAACUCUAGCUAUUGAUUUUCUUUUUGUUCAACAUAUGAAAUGCAAUAAGGCUUCAUAUAGGAUGACUGAUGUGCAUGCAAAUGAAAUGCAUUUUCAUUUACAAACUAAGUGCUUGUUUAUUGCUAGAUAGGAAAUAGACUGGGUAAGCCAAGGGGAACUGCCUUUGAGGUUUGCAACAAUCCUCAAGAAUUCACAACAAAUAGACAUAAUAAGGACGUCACUAAAGCCUCAAGAAAUAGACCCCAGGCUGAUUUUAGUUUGCAUAAUAAUUGCAAGGCUGAUUUUUUAUUGUGUAUUCUACUUUAACUCUGUUUUAAGCUUUGAUUUUUUAUGAUGCUACACAUGUUAACUAUGACAGUCAUAUGUACAUUAUUUGAUUGCAAAUUAAUUUUGUGUUAUGCUAUUACACAAAUGGCACUGUAAAUGAACUGCCGUUAUGCUUUGGAUUCAUCCUCUCGGUCUGCAGAAGAAAUACAUUUCAAGGACAUAACACAAUGAUAUAUUGGAAUCUUGAAGGCACCGAAUAUUCAUUAAGGCUGAUACGCUCGAAUAGUACAUAUUUCUCUAAAGAUUCUUUUGCACUUACUGAAAUAAUAAAUGACCAUUUCUCCCAGAACAUUAUAGAGAAACGCAGAAGGAUUCCUAUCUCAUUUACCUAUAGGCUUUGAGAAAUUCGCGUAACGUCAGCCAGAAGUAUAACAUCAGUGGAAAAGUGACGCAAAAAAUAUUCAGAAUACUUCUAGAAAAUCUUUUAUGGCGACUGAGGUCUAUGAGAAAGAAUGCCAUCAGAUUCAGCAACUUUUAAAAGAAUUGGAGACAUUGGUUUACAUUUCACCAUUUCCCGUCCAGCUAUAGAAAGAGGUUUACUGGUUGUUUAAAAAAAGGAGCUUGGCUGCCCAAAUUUCAACUAGAAUUUUGAUGGCAAUAAGUCUAUUUUGGCUUAGUCGAAUUGUAACCCCGCAAAAACUGACUCAUCCAUUUCAGCAUUUUUCUAUUUUACACAAAAAUUUUUGUAUUACAUGUAUUAGAUUUUGUAAACUUAUAAGUAUGCUAACUUGCAUAAACGUGCAUGUGUAAAAUACUGUAUGGCCUGCUAUUUUUUGACACGAAAGUAAUACACAUGUAUGUACAGAGAAUAGCAUAACACUUAAUAAUUUCAGCGCAUCAAUUUUUUUCAUAGACUUAGUGAUGUUGUGCCAUAUGUAAUAAAUGUAACUUGACAUGACGCUGUAAUGUGAUACUUGUUGUGCAAAAUCUUUUGAAAUACAUUUUAAAGAUUUCGUCUAAGUCUGUUACUUUUCUGUUUCUCAGGAUAACUAAAAUUUGCUGUGGUAAUCGGACGUAAUUUUAGAGCGACAGAAUUAAACCUUUACGCCGUUUUAAAGAUUCUGUUAACCAUGAUGUCAAGGAUUUGAUGAAAUAUCUGUGCUCUUUAUUCCUUCCACUUUUUUCUGAAGAAACUGCAAAGUUUGUAGUAAUAAUUUUCCUCCUUGGCCGAGGCUACUAGCAACAUAGGAGGAGGUUUAGGAGUCCUCACUUCUGCAUUCUGCUUUCUCUGUAAUUUAUCUUGAGCCCAUUUAGAUGGCAAAUAACCAUCCAAGUCUUAGGGGACUUUGUUUGUUAAGGCUCCUCGUACUGUAGUUUGACCUAUUUGUAUGGCACCUGUCAUACUACCAGCCUUUAGUUUAGAGCCUCAUCAUGACUAAUAAAGUUAAUUCAAGCUUC